Rhodamnia argentea is the source of this 593-nucleotide messenger RNA. RefSeq names its product extensin-like. Lineage: Eukaryota; Viridiplantae; Streptophyta; Magnoliopsida; Myrtales; Myrtaceae. Bases 81 to 491 code for a protein of 136 amino acids. The record is from RefSeq and is a predicted model, not a curated record. The transcript is spliced from 2 exons.
CGAUCAAAGUCUCCUCACGAGUCAAGCCAUCCCACAUCCACCCAACCAGCUCCUCCUCCCUCUUAUCGCUAACCUCGCCCAUGGCCACAAAAGCGACCAAGCUUGUCUCCACCCUCUUCUUGGUCUCCAUCGUCUCGCAAUUCGCCGGAAAAGCGAGUUCCGAUGUGCCGUGCGCCUAUCCCUGCUACCCGCCCCCCACCGGCAGCGGAACUCCAGUUACUGCGGUGACGACCACGCCGCCUUCUCAAACAGGGUAUUCGCCUCCCGGUUACUUCCCUCCGCCGGCGGGGUAUAUCCCGUUCGCCCCUCCCCCGCCUUAUGGCGGCGGUUUCUAUGUUCCGCCGCCACCCGACCCCAUCUUGCCGUACUUCCCGUUCUACUACCGGAAGCCCCCGCAUCAGACGGAGUCGUCGGCGUCGUCUCUCCGGGAGUCAGCGGUCGUGAUUGCCGAGACUGGCCUUUUGUGUCUGUUGUACUUGGUUCUGAGCUAAGUUUUAGUGAAGGAAUUGUCUUUCCGUUCUAUUCUCUGACGUAAUUAUUGUGAGAUGAGAACUACUAUGUAGAUGUCUACUCCUGAAUUACAAUGUUAGCGA